This is a messenger RNA of Dromiciops gliroides (monito del monte), 576 nucleotides long. RefSeq names its product gamma-glutamylcyclotransferase-like. The coding region runs from base 1 to 573 and encodes 190 amino acids. The record is from RefSeq and is a predicted model, not a curated record. Gene Ontology annotation, molecular function: gamma-glutamylcyclotransferase activity. Lineage: Eukaryota; Metazoa; Chordata; Mammalia; Microbiotheria; Microbiotheriidae. The transcript has a single exon.
AUGUGCUCGAAGCUCCAUGGAGUCCGGGGUCCGGCGGCGGAUCCCGAGUCUGGGGAGCACUUUCUCUACUUCGCCUACGGCAGCAACUUGCUGAAGGAGCGGCUGCAGCUGAAGAACCCCUCGGCAGAGUUCUUCUGCGUGGCCAAACUGCAGGGUUUCAAAGUUGACUUUGGAAAUUAUAAGGGUGUAACAAGUACCUCUUGGCACGGAGGUGUAGCUACUAUUGUUGAGAGCCGUGGAGAUGAAGUUUGGGGAGUCGUGUGGAAAAUGCACGUGAAAAAUAUAAGUUCUCUGGAUAAACAAGAAAGAGUUGAAAAUGGAACAUAUAUUCCAAUACAAGUUGACGUUUACAAUCAAGAAGGGAAAGCGCUGAACUGCAGAUGUUACCAGAUGAAAGAUUAUGUCCCUGCAGCCCCCUCACCGCAGUAUAAAAAGGUCAUCUGCAAGGGCGCCAGGCAGAAUGGCCUGCCUUCGGAAUAUCAGAGGAAGCUAGAAGAGAUCGAAACAAAUCACUACAAAGGCCCGGUACAAGUCAUUCAAGAAAUCGAAGCCGCCAUCAGUGAACCGUUAUAGCAG